CUUUGCCUGAUGCUUUGCAGUUUUGCACAAGAUAGCGAUGGCUGAGACUCAUAGGCUAGACGUGACUGUUGUUUCAGCUUCUAGCCUUCCUUGGGUUGAGAGAGACCGAGGAUGCGAUGCUAUGGUAAAAGUUAAAUUUGAAGGUCAAUCAAAAGAGACUAAAGUUGUGGUUGGUGUUAAUCCCGUAUGGAAUGAAACAUUGCAUUUUGAUCUAAAAAAGAAACCAAGCAAUAACUCACAAAUUAUCAUCAAGGUUUAUGAUGAACAGAUAAUUAAGAACAGGUUUUUGGGUUCAACUGAGCUUAGUUUUGGAUCUAUUUUGAGUUCUGAUUUAGUGACAUGUAAAAUCAAAGACAAGAACAAGGAGGAACUGGGAUCCGCCAUUAAACUGUAUUUUAGAUAUAUUUCUCCAUCUGAUGAAGAGACUCUACCAACCAGUAUGUCAAGGGAAGCACCACUUUAUACUAGUGAUACAGUAGAAGAGAGUGAGAGGAAUGAGGAAUGGUGUACACCUGUUACUACAUGUACUAUAAAGGAUAGUGCUAAGGAUUCAAAUAUUUCUGAUGAUGAAGGCUAUGUAUCUCCUUGUCCUGCUCCAAGAAAUACAGCAUUCAAUCGUGAACAAUCGUCUUUUCGUUCCAAAUUACCACAAAGACUGACAGACUUUCAAGUGCGUGUUCAUGUGAUAAAGGGUAGGCAGUUACAAGGAGGUCACAUGAACCCAGUGGUCAAAGUUAUAUGUGGGACCACAACUAAAAGAACCAUUCAAGCUAAAGGAACUAACAAUCCUUUUUUUGACCAAUUAUUUUUCUUUAAUUUCCGUGAUUAUCCCAGUAAAGUUUUUGAUGAGAUGUUAGAAUUGAGGGUACUUAAUUCAAAGAUCAACCUUGUUUAUUCAGAGAUCAUUGGCACCUUUAAGCUUGACCUUGGACAAAUCUAUGAUCAACCAGAUCAUUGUUAUAUUAAAAAGUGGUUGCUUUUGUCUGAUCCAGAGAAUUCAUUUCUUGGUCCUAAAGGUUAUUUGUUAUUCUCUGCUUAUGUUCUUUCACCAGGAGUUGUACCCAAGCCAUACCCACCAUUGAGUGAUGAUUCCAUUGAUGUGGAAAGUAAUGUUUUAUCAGCUACUGGAGUCAAUUUAAAUUUGAUGACGCUACAAAUCAGAGUCUAUCUUGCUAAUGACCUACCACAGAUGGACCCUGAUUAUUACGAAUACAUCAAGGAAAAGUUCAAACGUUUUUUUGGUAUAGAUCACAAAAAGAAAGACCUGGUUGAUCCCUAUUGCACAAUAAAAUUUGCCGGCCACAAGGGAAAAACAAACAAGAUAAAAAAUAAUGACGACCCUGUUUGGUAUAAACAAUUUAAUGUUGCUUUUAGAUUUCCUUCCAUGUGUGACAGAAUACGCAUUCGUCUGAUGGAUCAUGAUGAUACCUCAAUGGAUGACACUAUUGGUACAGCAUUUAUUAGACUAUCAGAUAUAUCUUCUCCUGGACAAGAUAAUUCAGGUUUCUUGCCUACUUUUGGUCCAUGCUUUGUUAAUAUCUAUGGAUCUCCAAGAGAGUUCUGUGUACUACCUGAUAAAUAUGAUCAUCUCAAUAAAGGAGUGGUAUGUAUCCCUGGGUUUCCAACAAAGCAUGCUAAGUGGGCUAAAAGCAUGCUUCAUGAGCUGAAAAACCUAACAGCAUAUCCUCCAGCUGUUGAAAAUGAAGAAGAGCUAGAAAACGCUGAGCCAGCAGGGGCUUUAAUUAGAAUUAAACUAUGGCUGGGGCUCGAAUCAGAAUGGAAACAAAAUAUGAGUGCAGAUGUUGCUAUGUUUGCUGAAACAUAUGAAAAUGAGGUUUCUCACCUUGGGAUUUGGAACAAAAACCCAUGGUCUGACUCUACUGGUAAAGUGAAAGAGGAUCGUGAUAGCUUUAAACUCCCUCCUGGGUGGGAGUGGGAGGAUGAGUGGGAUAGGUUUAUUGGUGACUGGGAGGUCAUGACAAGUAUAGACACUGGAGAGUAUCAGACUCGAAGAAGAUCCAGGAAAUAUGUAGAAAAGAUUUACGAGUACCAGUCUAGAAAUAAAAAGCCUCCCUUUAACUGGCCAUUUGAUGAGAAUGACUCAGAGUGGAAGAACGAAGAAGGUCAUUCAUUAAAUUAUUAUACCGAAGACUCAAGGCAAGUUAGGGAUACAUUGCAACAACCUGAUGGCUGGGAAUGGGACUCAGAAUGGAGCAUAGCCCCACACAGAGCGACAGAUGAAGAUGGAUGGGAGUACAAAGGAUUAGAUUUAUUAUUAAGUGACUGGGCUCCUCAUUUAAGGAGGAGCAUUAUAAGAAGGAGACUCUGGAAUAGGACUAGAAUUCAAACUGGUGAUGCAACCAUAAAAACUUCUACUGGUGAUAAAUAUGAAGGAUGGGAGUAUGCUCAUAUCAGUAGUAGUACAUAUCAUCAGGAACACAGCCCAUUGUUUGUAAAAAGAAGACGUCGUUACCUUCGAAAGAUCAAAACAAAAACACAAGCCAAACUAUCUAAUCCACCAAGAUUUAUUUUCCCUGAACAUCAGCAAGUUCAAGUUCCGCCACGUCUUUAUUUUCCAAUGAAAGGUCUGUUUAAGUAUGAGCUACGAGUUUACUUAUAUCAAGCACGUGAUUUGUAUGCUGGAAAUUCUACUGGAUUAUCUGAUCCAUACUGUAUUGUAUCCUUUGAGCAUUACAGCCAAACGACACGCGAGAUCAAUCAAACUCUUACUCCAUUGUGGGACCACACUUGUGUUUUUGAUGAUAUUAAGAUGUUUGGUAGUCCGUCUGAUGUCAAGGGAUCUCCUCCUAAAAUUAUGAUUGAGAUAUUUGAUAAAGAUAACGUGGGUAAGGAUUACCUUGGUUAUGUUGAAUGUUAUCCAAUUGUACGUAUUAAUGAAAACCAGCAACAAAGGAGACAGGUGUCAUUGGAAGAGCCAGAAGGAGUCCUUCAUGUUCCCUUUUCCCUUGAAGGAGCUGAGCCAGUUGAUGAGCCAAAGGAUCCAGUUACUUCUCUCUCUUGGUAUCAGGUCACACGGUAUGGUCGCUAUGCUGGACAACUCUUAGCUGCUUUUGAGCUGUUCCUUGUUGAUAGUGUUUGUCCUCCUCCUAUACUUGAAAGAGAAUAUGACAAAACUGAUAAAAAGAAGUGGUGGUACACUGUUCCUCAUGGCAUUAGACCAGAGUAUGAGACUAAGACUAUUAAAAUAUUGUGCUGGGGUGUUCGUAAUCUUAAGAAGUAUAAAUUGGGAUGUGUGACAUCACCUUGUAUUAAGGUUGAGUGUGGAGGUGUGGUAAGAACGACUAAUCACAUUAUUGACACUAGGAGGAAUCCUAACUUUAUUGAUGGCCCAAUUAUCAUGGAACUGGAACUACCAGUUAAUCCACUGUAUUGCCCUCCACUCAAUAUUUAUCUUUAUGAUAAAAGAGCGUUUGGACAGAAACCAUUAAUAGGAACUUAUUCUGUUCAGAUAACUGAAGACAGUCCUGCUGAGACUGAUAGACCCAGUCCCCAGCCCAAUCCUUUAGAAAUAGCAAAUACACUGAGACAAAGAAAAAGCAAGUCAGGACAAGUUGCAAUUGAUAUGGAAGCUUUCUAUGAUGAAGACCCAGACUAUAUUAAGGACAGUAGGUUUGACUGGUGGACUAAGUACAGAUUAGCUGUCUUUAAAGCAACAGGUAGUGAACUUCAAGAUUCUGAAACAGAAUAUGUUAAUGAAAAUCAUGAUCGCUUGAAACUCUUUUAUCAUGAAUUGGAAAAAGAGCCAAGGUUUCAUAAUUUCAGUGACGUUGUCAAGAGUUAUCCUCUGUAUCGUGGUAAAGGAUCAAUUGCAUUUGAUGAUCCGUCAGAGAACACUAGAUUUGCUGGUACUUUCAAGGGACACAUUACAGUUAAAAGGGGAAAGCACACAGAGAUAGACUCUGACCAUCAAUACUUUCCAACAAAGGAUUUAUGCCCUGUUGUAAUUAGAGUUUAUGUUGUUGAAGGAAUAGGACUGCUACCAUUGGAUCCUAAUUGCAAAUCUGAUCCAUAUCUUAGACUCAGCAUUGGGAAAUGUGUUAUAGAUGAUGCUGACAACUUUGUUUCUAAUUCAUUAAAUCCAGUUUUUGGAAAGAUGUUUGAGCUAUCGGCCACCCUCCCUCUUGAUCAUACUCUUAAAAUUCAAGUACUUGAUCAUGAUUACUGUUCAAGGGAUGAUUUCAUUGGCCAAACUGAAAUUGACAUUGAGAACAGGUUCAUUUCUCGGUACAGAGCUAGUUGUGGCAUACCAGAAACCUUCUCAAGAAAUGGUCCUAAUCACUGGAGGGAUACAGAUUUACCCACUGAUAUAUUAGAUUGGUAUUGUAAAGUUAAUGGCUUAAAUGAGCCAGUAAUAACUGCUAACAGUAUCAAGUAUAAUUGUGACGAAUACACAAUAAAUCAUGCAGAUUUGAAUCAAUAUAUGCGACAGCAUAAAUAUGUUGGAUCACCUAUACAACAAAUAGCGUUAGCAUUACUUAGAAGAGAAGAAGUAUUAGUCCAUGAACACGUUGAAACUAGAACACUGGAAAACCCUAACCAACCUGGAAUAUCACAAGGUUUGUUGCGUAUGUGGGUGGACAUAUUUCCAAAGAGUUACAAUCUUCCUCCUCCUGUUGAUAUAUCACCGCGAAAACCUGAGGACUAUGAGCUAAGAGUCAUAGUUUAUGAUGUAAAGGAUGUCAAGUUGGCUGACUAUAAUCUAGUGACUGAUGAGGAUAUGUCUGAUAUUUAUGUGAAAGGUUGGUUGAGUGGGCAAGAGGAAACACAAAAAACUGAUGUUCACUAUCGUUCAUUUGAUGGAGAAGGAAACUUUAAUUACAGAUUUGUGUUCCCAUUUCAGUAUUUACCAGCUGAGAAGAGAAUCAUUGUCUCAAAGAGAAAAUUCUUUGAUGUUAAUAAAACAGAAAUUCGAGCUCGUCCCCAUCUCACCAUUCAAGUUUGGGACAAUGACAAGUUCAAGUUUGAUGACCACCUUGCAACAAUUGAGUUUGAUUUAACAGCUAUACAACAAGGAACUAGAACUUCAUCCUUCUUAGACCAAAUAAUGCGUAUUGGCUCAAAUAUAUCAUACUCAGAUCAAAAAAGUACUGACUCAUCAAAUUCUUCAUCCGAGCAAAUCUCAACUACUUCUGCCUCUAAAACGUCAUUAUUGAACCAAGUUAUGAAUACUUCUGACUCUACUGAUAAUCUUUUUGAGAAGAAGAGAAUCAGAAGAUGGUGGCCUCUUGCUGAUGAAGGUAUGAUUGAGUUAGAAUUACAAAUACUGACAAAAGAAGAAGCUGAAUUGUCACCAGCUGGUAAAGGACGUGAUGAGCCCAACAUGAACCCAUACCUUCCACCUCCUCAGCGACCUGAGACAUCUUUUUUCUGGUUGACAUCUCCUCUGAAGACAUUUAAACACAUAAUAUGGAAGUAUUAUAAGUGUCGCAUUAUUAUUGGUUUUUUCGUUAUCUUUGCUGUGGUUGGGGUAAUUGUAUUCCUCUAUUCAGCUCCAGAUUAUUUGGCUCAGUAUCUUCUGGAUCGAUUGCUUCCAUUGUGAAAAUUUUAAUCAUGCAUCAGUUGCUGUUGUGAUAUUUUAUACUUUAUAUUUUUAUAAUGUGCUCUAUACUCUAAAUUUUAAAAUACUUUCCUUGAACUAAACAGAAUAGUUAUUAUUUCAAACAGCAUUAUAGUAAUAUACGGCAAUACCAAGUUUGUUUCAAUUCAUUAUUUUUCUUAUUUCUCUUUAUUACACAAUUAAUUUCAUGUGUUCAUUAAUAAAUAAACAACUUACAAUUUUUUAGACUUCUUUUUUUUCUCCAUAGUUUUUUUUUGAUUUUAUAAGCUACAAUUGAAUUAUUGAAAGCAA
Molecule: messenger RNA, 5869 nt
Organism: Amphimedon queenslandica
Lineage: Eukaryota; Metazoa; Porifera; Demospongiae; Haplosclerida; Niphatidae
Product: myoferlin-like
Exons: 40
Coding region: 38-5560 (1840 amino acids)
Biological process (GO): plasma membrane organization; membrane fusion
Cellular component (GO): membrane
Source: RefSeq, a predicted model, not a curated record